AUGCAAGGCAAGAUUUCCAAAGAAACUGCUUCUCAGCAAGCACUUGGAAACCCAUAAACAGAGAGAGGGAACAGAAUUCACGUGUAACAUAUGCCACCAUACUGAGAACUCCGCUCAGUUACUCAGUAGCCAUUUUGAAACAGGUCACAGCAAAAAAAUGCUUCACGUUUGCACAGUCUGCUUUGUGGGUUUUACUCAGACCUCGGUGUAUCUCCAACAUGUUACCUCUCAUCCUGGUAGGCAGUCCUUCAAUUGCUCACAUUGUGACAUCACAUAUGACAGCCAAUUAGAUUUGCUCAAGCAUACCGCAAUGCAUACAGGAUCAGGGACGGGAUACACGUGCCGUGGUUGUGAAAAAUCCUUCAAAGAUGCGCAAGAGUACAGCGAUCACUUCCUGGAACAUGCUGACUCGUCCAAGGAAAACAUAUUCGAAUGUUGUAUAUGCAGUCAGAUUUGCUCUAAUCUUAGCGAGCUGAGAGCACAUGAAAAAUCCCAUGUUGGUCAGAUGCCCGUUCCAGAGAAGAUUCAUGUUUGUCCCCAUUGCCAGAAGUCCUUUAAGUUGUAUACCAAGCUGAGAGACCAUAUGGAGAGCCAUUCAGAGGUGAAGAAGUGCCGGUGCCACUUAUGUGGUAAGCGUUUCAACCAGCAACGUAAAUUACGUAUGCAUCUUGAUCUGAUGCAUCGGGGAAACAAGAAAAACUUCAAGCUCUCAAAUGAUCUAGAGAGUGUCAGCACAACAAGCUCAGCAAGCGAAGAUUUUCAGCACUACCCAAUGUCGUUUACCAUCAAGGAGGAACCUGCUAGUGACGGGCUAUCAGAUAAUGCUGUGCCACAAACUCAGGUUGCUGCAGUGACAAGUGUGACGUCACCAUGGCUAGGACGCCCACAGGAGGCUAAAUACAGGGACCAAUACAAUUUCAAUCACAGCAACAACAUUGCUGUUUCACCACCAGGCAUUACUAAUCGCAAUUUUUCCGACAUCCGCCAAGUGAGUAGCUCUCCAUUCAAGAGAGACACCCCAAGUGGAAGAUCUUCAAGGUCAUCAUAUGGGAUGCCGCCAACUGUCGAACAGGAUGUCAUGAGUCACCAUUCUUUGAACAAUCACACAAAGAGCCUUACAGAUUUUCCUGCACUUAACGAAGAUGAGCCAAUGAAUUUAUCAUUUCAACCUAAAAGCAAAGAGAACAGAGAGACUGUGAAAGAGGGCUCUGUUCGCAGUUUGAUGAGCUCUAGGUCAUACCCUGAUGAUGUCUUUAUGGCUUCUGGUCCAAUCAACAUGAGUGGAGUCUCUGAGAUGCGACAACUAGAGCAAGUUGUGUUUGCCGCUGGCCAACAAAGUAACCCACCCCCUGGAUUCAUGCACCCCCACCCACGUGAUUUGACACCCGGCUUGCCAAAGGGUCGUCAUUACAGCCUUGAUGGUGCAUUUCCAACACGCCUGGCUGAUGCUGUUCGGGCUCCAAUGAUGCUUCCUAGUCCUAACACAACCCUCAAUAAAUUUGCUGCCAUACAGAGAGAUCGGGAACGUGACAUUAGGGACAGAGAGCUCCGUGAGAGGGAAAUCCGCCAGAUGGAACGAGAUCCACGUGAUGCUCAUGAGCGAGAAUCUAGAGAACGUGACCAACAAGGAUUCUCACCGUCUCCACAUGAAUUCAGGUCACCAUACUCUGCAAGUAUUCCAAGUGGCAUUAACCCCAGUGGCGUCAGUCCCAGUCAGAUGAGUCCUCAUUUCCCUGGUAGUCGACACCCCACCCAGGGAGACACUCCAAGUUUGAUAAGUCCCCAGUACCCACAUGCUCUGAUGCGACAACACUCCACUGGCCCAGGGGGUCUGCGCCAUGACCCUGCCCAGAUCUCCCCAGGGACUGCAGCACAUCUUUCCCCCAACUCCCCAAACAGCACCACAACAUCAGAUGGCCCUGGGGGAACCCCCGAUAACCAACUUCCAGCACCAUCAACUUUCCAAGUUGGGGAACUUCGAUGCGACAUUUGUGGUAUCCUGUAUGAGAAUUUUCCGCUGCUCGAGAACCACGCUAAAGUUGUUCACAAUCGUUUCCCUUGUGAAAUUUGCUGCAAGUCUUUCACACAGAAAGGAAAUCGUGAUCGCCACUUCAGGAUCCACACAGGAGAAAAGCCGUAUGCAUGUCAGGAGUGUGGGGUGUCGUUCAUGCGUGGAGACGACUUGAAGUAUCAUCAUAGUACAAAGCAUGUUGUCCUGCGCCCAUUCGACUGUAAAAUCUGCCAUGGAUCUUUCCACCGCAAGGCAGACUAUGUAAAGCAUAUGCAGCUCCAUAAUAUUGAUGUAAAUGCAAGUCAGGGCAUCAACGUUCUGCGGGGUGAUGUCCUUAGAGGUCCAGAACAAGGCGGCAAUCCACGGGGAUCUAAUGAGCCACACCAAAGUCCUGAUGGGGAUAUCUCUUCUCCGAAUGAUGUCAUGAGAGGAAUGCCACAAGAUUAUAUGAGGGGAGCCCCAGAGAUGGCACUUGGACCUCAAGAAAUGUCACGCAUGUCUCAAUCUGCAUUACAUCACGAAGGACAUCAUGGCCCACCAGAUCAGUUCCGGAGCCCUGUCCAUCAACCCCCAGGUUCAAUGUCUACAUCUGCUUUAAUGCCAAACUCAUCUGCAAUGUCCAUGGCAGAGGCAGCUGUCAAUGCUACUAUAAGUUCAUUGAAUUCAAGACUUUAUUCUUCAUCUUCAACUAAUUAAUCUUGUGCUUAAAAGCAGAUAUGACAAAAUGACUGAGAGUAUAUCAAAAUAACAAUGUAAUUAUUACUUCACCAUAUGACAUUCCUUAUAGGACAUUCCAUAUAAAUUGUAUUUCCAAUUUUACAUUUUCCAAAAGUGAUGUGUUUCAAAAUGAAUCGUGAUUCCAAGUGAUUCAUAAAUAAAUCGGGUUCUUGCAUGCAGUUGUUUUCCAAUCAUCAGAAUUUCACUAGAAGCAUUGUAUAAAACAAUAUGUUUUGUCACUCCAUUUAAUUUAGCAUGCUUGUAUUAUCAUAGACCUUAUCAGGAGUUAUGUUCACUGGACAAAUUCCAUACUGGUGAAAACUCCAUACUGGUGAAAAUUCCAUAGUACAGUAGUAGGGAAUUUCAUAAUAUAAGUACUACACUGUUGCACUUCACAUCUUACAUUCAUGAGAUUUCUAUAUUUUGUUUGAUUAAUUCUAUAUAUUUUUCAAUGACUUCCAUAACUACAUUAAUUUGUAGAAAAAGAGGGAUUUCCUGAACAAUAAUAUAUAUUAUUUGAAAAUUAGAAUGUGCCUGUUUUGAGAUAUAUAUUUGUUAAUGUCGAAAUUGAAGCCAAAUGCUCAACUUCUCCUGUGUCAUAAAACUAUCCAUGAAUGUGGUUAGAUAUCCCAAUGUAUGAAAGGGAAAACUAUUUUUUUUGAAAAUGCCAUAUAUUAUUAGUACUUAUUCAUGCACAUUUAUGUGUAGUAUUAUAUCUUUAGUGGUAUAAGUCUUGCAUAAAGUAUUUUGACCCCCCCCCCCCAUCAAAGAAUACAAUAUCUAUGCUGGUUGGGAAAAUAAAGUGGGAGACCAGAGACUUGGUGUAAGACUAAAAUUAUACUGUAAAACAUGUUAUUUCAGCUUGCUAUUCUCACAAUACUUUCAAUAUACUUUGAAAAUUCCUAAUUUGUGAAAAUUUCAUAUGUGAAUUGAACAUGUUUUACAGGAUACUAUAUUACUGCCUUUACUUUCUGUACAUCUCCUGGGAAUUUCUUUUGAAAACUAUGAUACUGGAAAACUAGUAAAUAUAUUGUUAAGGUUUGAAAUAGGACAUUUAUGGCAGUCAUUUAUGACUAUAUAUUAACUAUUAAGGAAUUAAAAAGUUUGAGCCACUUUGAUAUAAGCUCCACAAUGAAAUUUUUGACUUGAUAUUGCAAUUGAAAAUUGCAUUAUUUUAUUGUACAUAUCACUGGUACUUCCUUAUAAUAAAAUGUAUUAUAUUCCUGUUUUGUAUAUAUGUAAAAUUACUACUUGUGGACAAAGUAUUUGAAUUAUGUAAGUAUGAAAUGCUUGUUCAGUAAGACUUGUUCAACUGAACGCAAAUUGUGUUCAAUUCACCAAGUUUUACUGCACCGUAUAUAUUGGGUGCUUGUUUGCAGAUGCCAUUCCAUUCAGGUAAUAUAGAGAUACAGUAAAACACUGUCUAAUGUGAACAUUUGAAAAUGAAGUGUUCUCUGUUUUGGGUGUUCAGUUUUAGAAAGUUAAGUAUGCACUUCUGUUUUAUGAGGUUUUCACUACAGCUCACUCACAGGUGUUCACUUCUAAAAUUUAGACAGGUUUUACUGUUGUUUGCAGUGGCCAUUAUUGUUAUUAUAUGUGUACAAGAGCUUAAGUGGCUGUCUAAUGCUUAAGUACUGCGAAACACAGAUUCACCCUUGAGGGUUAUUUUUAUAGUGUGCCCAGUAGUUGCUAAAAGCAGAGAAUUAAAGCAAUUUAAAGAAAUACUGCCAAAUAUGGUUAACGCUAUGUGAUAACAGCCAAUACUUAGGAAAAUGAAUACAUGUCCUAGUUGUACAGUAGUUUGCAAUACGUUAUAUUUCAUGGUGCUUUUAGAGGUGUCAUAACCCACAUAUAGGUGCAAUGCUUCAAUUUUGAUCAAGAUUCACCUUUGCCAUAUAAGGAAAUGUCAUGUUACUACAACAACAUCAAAACUGAAUUUGUCCUAUUAUUAUUAAGAGGGUAGUUUGUACUCAUAGCUUUUGGGUCUCCUGGUUGAAAUAGACAUAACAGGAAAAAAGUAGACAUGUUUUAUAUACCAAGGGGUUUUCUUGAUCAAAUUAAUUGUGUAUUAUUUUGCUUUUGCUUGCCUAGAAUUGUUUAUUGACUGCUUUUGCAAUUUACAAAUUUGUAAAAUGCCAAUAUAAGUGUUUGCAAUAUGACUUAAUUUUAUCUUCUUCACAUGUUUAUGGUUCACUGCUUUAACUGUAUAUUUAAAGUUUAAGGUACCUGUAGAUUCAUAGAAAUGUACUAAAGCAAAUAGGUUGGGAAAAUUUGUACAAUUUGGGGAAUUAUUGGCUGAGCUAUUCCUUAUUUGCAGUAAAGAUGGAAACUUAAUUUUAUAUUUGACUUUUACAUUUUACUCUAAAAUGACAAAAAGUUAAGUUUCAUAUGGGUUUGACCAGGACAGUUUAUUUUAACCUUUUGAGGGUCUUGUUUAGAAACUUCUUAUGCUAUUAGAAGCAUUUUUAACAAUACAAAUGAUGAAGAAUUGUGCAAAUAUCCUAGAACAGUGCAAACCUUAAAAAUUGUUGUUAUUUUAUGAAGUGUAUUAUGGGAAGGGCAAUGGUUUGUUCUCUUUGUUAUUAUUAUUAUUAACAUAUUGCCAUCCAUGUUUAGUAAUCUGUGUGGUCACGUUUUGAUAAUCAGCGAUCUCCCUAGUCAUGAUUUAAGACCGCCUAAGGAGGUGUGUGUAAUAGGGUGGGGGGGGGGGGGUGUCAUAAGGGCUAGCUAGACUACAAACUCCUAACUUGAAAAUGACAAAAAUCCUAAAAGUGUACAAUUUGAUCCAACUUUGGUCAGAAUUGUUGAAAUAGAUAAAAUUUUGCGACUGCGCUUAAAAAACACAUAUGGUUCGUUAGAUAGGAGAGGAGGCUUGGAUGCUCAAGGGGAUCUUUUGUUGAAAUAAAUUGCCUAAACAUGUCCAGUGAUCUUCCCAGAAUUAAAGCAGGUGGGUGUAGCACCCACCUGAGAUUCUGAAAAUAGGCUUGCACCCACCUGAAAAUCCAUUUGCACCCACUUGAA
Owenia fusiformis is the source of this 5749-nucleotide messenger RNA. The record is from the annotation of a GenBank genome assembly. Lineage: Eukaryota; Metazoa; Annelida; Polychaeta; Sabellida; Oweniidae.